Molecule: messenger RNA, 2417 nt
Organism: Zychaea mexicana
Lineage: Eukaryota; Fungi; Mucoromycota; Mucoromycetes; Mucorales; Lichtheimiaceae
Product: terpenoid cyclases/protein prenyltransferase alpha-alpha toroid
Exons: 9
Coding region: 59-2248 (729 amino acids)
Biological process (GO): triterpenoid biosynthetic process; ergosterol biosynthetic process
Cellular component (GO): lipid droplet
Molecular function (GO): lanosterol synthase activity
Source: RefSeq, a predicted model, not a curated record
UCAGUUAUUCUGCCUUCCUCUCCGUUCUAAAACAGUUCCUAUAACCUUGACUUUACGAAUGCAACAAGAGACGUUCACCUCAGCAAAACUUAAUCUCAGUGAAACACCCGCGUUCACAGACCUAUCCCGCUGGCGAUUACGCGUUGAAGAAGGCGCCCAGACCUGGCAUUAUCUUGAAACAGACGAACAAUGUCGCGCGUGGCCUCAAACAUUUUUUGACAGAUAUCAUCUCGGCUUACCCACGAAUGCAGCACCAUUGCCACGUGGUAAAACACCACUUCAGGUUGCGCGCAAUGGUUUUGAAUUCUAUCGACAACUUCAAACUGACGAUGGUCACUGGGGAGGCGAAUAUGGCGGACCCAUGUUUUUGAUCCCUGGUUUUACUAUUGCCCACUACAUUACGGGAACGCCUGUUCCUGAUCCAAUGCGAUUGGAAUUGAUUCGAUACAUCUUGAACCGAGCACAUGCAGAGGAUGGUGGUUGGGGUAUCCACAUUGAAGGCAUCUCGACUGUCUUUGGCACAGCAUUGAAUUAUGUGGCACUCCGUAUUCUGGGUUUGGGUGCCGAUCAUCCGGCAUUGGUCAAGGCCAGAAAUACGCUUCAUAAGCUGGGUGGUGCUGCUGCUAUACCUGCUUGGGGAAAAUUCUGGCUGUGUGCUCUGGGCGUAUACGAGUGGCAUGGCAUGAAUCCAGUGCCUCCCGAACUCUGGUGCAUGCCCAAGUUCACGCCUCUUAACCCGGGUAACUGGUGGGUACAUACUCGCAUGGUGUAUCUACCCAUGGGAUAUAUAUAUGCUUUGCGAAAGUCGGCACCGUUGACCGAAUUCACAAAAUCCCUCCGCGAUGAACUUUACACCGAACCCUACGACCAUAUCAAUUGGAACAAACAACGCAACAAUGUCUCUAAAGCUGACUUGUAUACACCUCACAGCAAGUUGAUGGACUUUGCCAACGAGGUUCUCACUUAUUAUGAGUUGUUUCCGGCCAAAAUGAACUGGUUGCGUAGUUACGCUCUCAAGGAAACCAUCGAGCAGAUUAGGAUGGAAGACGAAAAUACAUCCUACUUGGAUAUUGGUCCAGUGAACAAGGUUAUGAAUUGGCUGUGUUGCUACUAUCACUACGGAAAGGACUCGCGCCAAUUCCGCGAACAUGCGAAACGCAACUUGGACUUUAUGUGGAUGGGUCCCGAAGGCAUGAUGAUGAAUGGUACCAACGGCAGUCAACUUUGGGAUUCCAGUUUCAUUAUUCAAGCAUUGGCUGAAGCACAAUUGGCCGAUGUUGAAGUAUACCGUCAGCAUAUGAUCAAAGCGCUACAAUUUAUGGAUCUUACUCAGAUCAAGCACAACAUGCCAAACUAUCAAAGAUGUUAUCGUCAAGUCUCAAAGGGUGCCUGGCCGUUCAGUACACGUGACCAAAGCUACACCGUAUCUGACUGUACUGCCGAAGGACUGAAAGGCACCAUCAUGCUGCAACAAAUUCCUGAUAUGCCACAGCUUGUCAAUACAGAACGACUCCGUGAUGCUGUCGAUGUCUUGCUCACCAUGCAAAACAAAGACGAUGGCUUUGCUAGCUACGAGGACAUCCGCGCUACUCACUUGCUUGAAUUGCUCAACCCUGCUGAAGUGUUUGGCAACAUCAUGACCGAAUACAGCUACCCUGAAUGCACCACAGCAGUGCUGACAGGCCUUGCUGCUUUCCGCAAAGUUGAUCCCGAGUAUCGUAAGGACGAGAUUGAAGAAACGACUCGGCGUUGCUUGAAAUACAUCAAAAAUGUCCAAGGCGAGGAUGGAUCUUGGUAUGGCGCUUGGGCUAUUUGCUACACAUAUGCUGCCAUGUUUGCACUUCAGAGUCUUGCCAGUAUUGGUGAGUUUUAUGAAAACAGUGGAAAUGCUCGAAGAGGCUGUGACUUUAUUGUCUCCAAGCAACAAGAAGAUGGCGGUUGGGGUGAAACAUACAAGUCCUGCGAAACGCACACUUAUUGUCAGAACCCAAAAUCUCAGGUCGUGAACACUGCUUGGGCUGUCAUGGCUCUUUUGGAUGCCAAGUACCCGGAUGAAGAGCCCAUCCGUCGUGGCGUCCAACUUAUCAUGGAACGUCAACAAGCCAACGGUGAAUGGCUUCAGGAAAAUAUUGAGGGUGUUUUUAACAAGAACUGCAUGAUUUCAUAUCCUAAUUAUAAGUUCGCCUUUAGUAUUUGGGCCCUCGGCAAGUACGCAAAGGCUUAUGGCGAUAAAACCCUUCUUCCUUAAGUUACUAGCAUAUCUCUUAAUUCGCUGUAUAGCUACCGUUACUCUUACUAAUAAUUACCUGAACUAUUCUUUCUCAUUAUGCUAUCAAAGAAAAACAUUCCUUUUGAGGUGUUGUUUAAACACGCAAAAAAUUGUACUUUUGUAAUAAUAGUCUGGCGUUGUACAUCCG